Molecule: messenger RNA, 978 nt
Organism: Penicillium angulare
Lineage: Eukaryota; Fungi; Ascomycota; Eurotiomycetes; Eurotiales; Aspergillaceae
Product: AMMECR1 domain-containing protein
Exons: 2
Coding region: 1-978 (325 amino acids)
Source: RefSeq, a predicted model, not a curated record
AUGGCCAGCCCAGCCCAAUGCUACUAUUGCUUCGAGUCUCUCUCCGCCUCAUUCGAGUCCCACGAGCCCGCCAAACUCGCAACAAUAGAAGCCCUCUGGGAACAACACGAGCAAUCUAAAAAGCUCUCAAAUCUCGAAUCUCAAGACCAAGAUUCAGAUUCAGAUACGGAGGACGGAGAGGAAUCAGGUCCGCAGGCUGUCAAUAGUGAUGAGUCCUCACAGACAAGUAACCAGCCCAAAAGCCUAAAAACGCCCGGAGUCAACCGGCUGCAGAGCCAGACUUCCGACUCGUCUAGCACAGCAACGAGCGCCUCGAAUACAUCCUCGCACUCGCUUCAGUCCGGAUCUACUGCUGCUACUACCCCGCUUGGAUCAAACAAGCCUACUGAACAGAAGUAUCCAUUAUUCGUCACCUGGAAUACGUUAUCUCGAAGCGGUCACAAGUCUCUACGCGGAUGCAUAGGAACAUUCGAGGCGCAGGAUCUUGCCUUGGGACUAAAGUCUUAUGCAUUGACAUCUGCAUUCGACGAUACCCGAUUCUCUCCAGUUCCUAAAUCUUUACUCCCCUCCAUGUCAUGCUCACUAACUCUCCUAGGAUCCUUCGAACCAUGCACUGAUGCAAUGGACUGGAUCCUCGGAACCCACGGAAUCCGAAUCUCAUUCAUUCACCGUGGCAGACGCUACGGUGCAACCUAUCUACCCGAUGUACCCGCCGAACAAGGCUGGACCAAAGAAGAGACAAUUGAAAGUUUAAUGCGCAAAGCUGGCUGGGACGGUGGUGUCGGUAGCGUCGCGCGACGAUUACUACGGGGCUCUGGCGGAAACGCGGCGGUCGCGAAACCAUGGGAUCAGGUAUCUGAGUUCCGAACGGUCAGGUAUCAGGGACAUAAGGCGAGUUCUUCGUAUGAGGAAUGGCAAGAAUGGAGAAAUUGGGUGCUUUCUCUAGAUGAUGGUCGAGAUAUUCUGGGCUUGGCCUAG